Linum trigynum is the source of this 3572-nucleotide messenger RNA. NCBI's taxonomy places the organism in Eukaryota, Viridiplantae, Streptophyta, Magnoliopsida, Malpighiales, Linaceae. The record is from the annotation of a GenBank genome assembly.
AAUAUGUAACAACUAAAGGAAUCAUAUAUGAAUUUUAGCCUCACAAUAAUUAACUGGAAAUGCAUAUAAAGAUUCUUGUUAUAUUUGAAGCAUAUUAAGUUAUUAGAUCUAAGUUAGAAAACAUGAAAAGACAGUCCAACUGUAGAACAGUGUUCUGGCAUUGCCUACCUAAUUACUACUUACUAGUCAUAAUAAUCCUACUUAAUUAAGCUCUAAGGAUAAGAUAAAAUAAAUGCACAGGUGAAGCACGUGACCUAGGUUAGUCAAAUCGCGUGGGCUUUUCAUGAAUUGAAAAACCCAAAACCACAGCAGGCCCGGGCCCAGGAGCAUAUUCCUUUGUCCGUCUAUUCGAUCUCUUUCCGCAAUCAAUUUUCCCCACGAGUUGCCAGUCAGAUUCCGGUCUCCGUUGGACUCCCCAAUUCUUUCCUUCUUCUACUACUUCUUCGUUCAGUCCAAUCCGGUUCCCCGAUCGCCGGAGCUCAUUCAGCAGGACGACGUUCGCCGUGCAAACAUGCCGGGGGAGACCGACUCUAUCGACUACGUCAUGGAGAAGGCAUCCGGCCCUCACUUCUCCGGCCUCCGCAUCGACGGCCUCCUCUCUUCUCCACCUGCUUCCUCCACUUCCUCCCCAGCUCAUCGCUCCUCCUCCGCCGCCGGUGCAUUCGCCGAAGCUGAUGUCCCCCCCACGCAGCCCUUCGUCAUCGGGGUUUGUGGAGGUACGGCUUCAGGGAAGACGACGGUGUGUGAUAUGAUUAUUCAGCAGCUACACGAUCACCGUGUUGUGCUUGUGAAUCAGGAUUCGUUCUAUCGUGGGUUGACGCCUGACGAAUUACUACGUGUUCAUGAGUAUAACUUUGAUCAUCCAGAUGCUUUUGACACUGAGCAGCUUUUGGACUGCCUUGAAAAGCUUAAAAGUGGUCUGCCUUAUCAAGUUCCUAUAUACGACUUCAAGAGCCAUCAACGUUGUUCCUCUAGCUUUAGACAGGUGAAUGCUUCUGAUGUGAUUAUUCUAGAGGGUAUCUUGGUGUUCCAUGAUCAACGUGUCCGCAACCUCAUGAAUAUGAAGAUCUUUGUUGAUACAGAUGCUGAUGUGAGACUUGCUCGUAGAAUACGCCGUGACACAGUGGAGAGGGGUAGGGAUAUAAACUCUGUUCUUGAGCAGUAUGCUAAAUUUGUGAAGCCUGCAUUUGAUGAUUUUGUGCUUCCUUCCAAGAAGUAUGCCGACGUGAUCAUACCUCGUGGAGGUGAUAAUCAUGUUGCCAUUGAUUUGAUAGUGCAGCAUAUCCAGACGAAGCUUGGUCUACAUGACCUCUGUAAAAUAUAUCCAAAUGUGUACGUCAUUCAAUCAACUUUUCAGAUUAGAGGCAUGCAUACAUUGAUUCGAGACCGAGAAAUAUCAAAGCAUGAUUUUGUUUUUUAUUCAGAUCGACUUAUUCGGCUGGUUGUGGAGCAUGGCCUUGGUCAUUUACCAUUCACAGAGAAGCAAGUUGUUACCCCAACUGGGUCAGUUUACACUGGGGUCGACUUCUGCAAAAAAUUAUGUGGAGUCUCUAUUAUUCGAAGCGGAGAAAGCAUGGAGAAUGCAUUGCGUGCGUGUUGCAAAGGAAUUAAAAUUGGAAAAAUUCUAAUUCACCGGGACGGAGACAAUGGAAAGCAGCUUAUAUAUGAGAAGCUUCCCAAGGACAUUUCUGAAAGACAUGUGCUGCUUCUGGACCCUGUUCUUGCUACUGGUAACUCAGCAAACCAAGCAAUAGAUCUACUGAUACAGAAAGGAGUUCCAGAAUCCCACAUCAUAUUCUUGAAUCUAAUCUCUGCUCCUGAAGGCAUCCAUUGCGUCUGCAAAAGGUUCCCAUCUCUCAAGAUAGUGACUUCUGAAAUCGACAUUGCCAUAAACGAUGAGUUCCGAGUCAUACCCGGGCUGGGGGAGUUUGGUGAUCGUUACUUUGGGACCGACGACUAAACGACUUACCAAUCAACCGCCUGGUUUCUGCCUCCGCUACUAUGCCUUCAUGUAAGAGUAGAAAAUGAUUGUUCUCUCUCUCUCUCGCUCUCAGUCAGUAGUACUCAAUAUUGGGCAGUUGCUUCCGUUGUUACGUAGGCUGGAACCUGUUGUGCAAGAUACAUAGAACCUACAAUUGGCAGAUCACACAUUUGCCCAGUGGUAGGAAUUACCAACUAAUCCAAACCAUUAUAAAACCGACAAAAUAGUCCAAAGACAGCAUCCAUGUGUUUCUAACCGAAACUAACAACAUAAAACCAUUGGAACGUAGGUUGCAAGCUGCUGCACACGAUACUGAGAAGCUCCAAUCGGCAGGCCAUACAUUUCCCCCGUGGUAGGAUCCAAGACAUGCAGUUCCGCCGGAGCAUGACCACCCCAAAUAAUCACUUCCCCUUCUCUCGACAGUCCUAUGGGCCUCAUUAGCAUUAUUGAACUCCAUGAAGUAGUAGUUGUUGUCGGCUUCGAGCGCGAGAAGCCUGCUCCCAACUGAGGAUUUCCUCUUCUUGUAAACCUGAAACCCUAACUCGAUUUUGACCAGACACAAGUGAAAGACACCGCGAAUUUCCUAUAGAAAACUGAUGAAAUGAAAUUGACUAAUAAAAGAACACUUAAAAUGCUGAACAAAUAUUAGUUGUAACUGGGCCAGAAGUUUUAAGCCCAAUCGCUUAGUCUCUCAGGUCCAAUAGUUCAGAUCAGUUGGACUAAUCUGUUUAAUCCGGUGCGUUUCAAGGCAGAGCCUUCUUCUUCUCCCUUGUACUCCUCUGAACCGAACCCCUUGUUUCAGUUAUGAACUUAUACUAGCAAACACUAUCCAAGUUAGACAGAGUAGGAUUCACACUCAGCACAAACAGAGCAGAAGUAGAAAUGCACAAUCGGUUUUUACGUGGUUUCCAGAGUUGGGUCAAUUGAUUCCCAACUCUGACUAUUCCACGGUCGGAAGAUCACGAUGAUGUGAUUCCCGACGCUCCACUAAGCUUGCUGAUUGUUUUGUGAUUACAAUGAUGAACAGCUCCGAAAUCUCUCAAUCCAGUCCAGGACUGAUGAUUGAAUCAACCCCCACUCAGCUUCUUUACUAGCAAUCCUGCUACUGUGUUUCACUCAACACAAAACCCCCGACCCAAAUUCUCUCCAGAAAUCGGAUCACCCUGGCUUUUCUUAUCACUCACACACGCUACGACUUUAGCUCCCCAGUAUGUAUGAUCUCCAGAAAAGUGACCGGCUCUUCAUUCUCUUCAGCCCUUUUAUUUGGCAAUCACUGUGCCGUUGUCUUUCCUUUCCUUUUUCCUUCCUUGAAUGAGUUUAUGGCAAGAAGUUGAAAACUUUCCUUCUUGACCAUUUCUGUCCGUUCUUGGCUUCUUGUCCAUCACGAAAGAUAUGGCCUUGAUUUUCGGCUUCAUUUGACAGGCUCCUCAUUUGACAAGCUGCCUUCCUCCAACAAUCUCCCCCUCAGCUUGUCAAUGAUUCCCUUCUCAAGAGACUGUUGUUCCUGCAUGCUUUCCUGCACACAGUUCAACAAACGGUUACGUGCAGACUGUUCUAACAAUAUUUGUGAGAAUAUAAGCACACGAUGGGU